Messenger RNA from Selaginella moellendorffii, 2841 nucleotides. RefSeq lists its product as uncharacterized. The record is from RefSeq and is a predicted model, not a curated record. Bases 640 to 2262 code for a protein of 540 amino acids. NCBI's taxonomy places the organism in Eukaryota, Viridiplantae, Streptophyta, Lycopodiopsida, Selaginellales, Selaginellaceae. The transcript has a single exon.
UCCAGGGCUUUUGAGCUCCCAGGCUAAAGCUUUCCACUCCCGGCACUGUCCCAUGCGCUGGGGAAUGGGAAGCUAUAGCCAUGGGCUUGCAUGGCGAGGGGACUGGUUUGAAAGGGGUGGCUCAUUCAUUCUGGGGCUCCACUUAUAAGAGGAGAGAUUCAUUUGUAGCGUAUUUGCUCGUUUUGGUUUCGCUCGUUUCGUCGUGGAGAGGAAAGGAAUUCAAUGCGCGCAACGAUGCGGGAGGAGGACCGGGGCGGAUAAACGAUCUCUUCACUCGCUCUUCAUUGAUGGUUUGAUCUUCCAUCGCCGGCAUCGCCAUCGGCAGCAAUCGCGCGAGAGGGAAAUCCCCCAAAUAUUUUGGAGCUGGUUUGUUCCCUCUUCCAAUCUUUCUCGCCUCUGGCCGCUGGAUUUCGCGGAUUCGAGGAGUUACUCCGUCUUGGAUCGCUGCUAGGGCCGGGUUUUUCUUGAUCUUGGGACAAAACAGCCCGCAAUGCUUCGGCCGCUCCGCGCAGCUGGGGAAAUCCGCCCCAAAUCCGAGCAGCGAUCGAUCAAUGCAUGCGCGCGGUAGGGUCCGGGGCCGAAUUUCACAGCAGCGGGGUCGAUCCUAGACAGGAAAUCACAGCUUCGCAGUGAUCGGCCAUGGGCUGCUCGUCGUCCAAGAGCUUGGAAAUGCAGGCGCGGAGGGAUGGAUGGAAUCCACCGAUUUCCCGGAGCUUUGUGCGCAGCCUGUCGAUGCCCCUUCGUCAGCAGCAAAAGUCUCUUCCCCAGCCCCUCCGGUUCCACUCGGUCGCGCUCACGUCGAGCACAUAUGGCGCUCUCAAGAUCCCCGAUGUUGACGAGGAUGGAAUUGGAUACGCCAGCAUCGAGAAUGGGGAGAAGGAAGAAGAAGCAGCCAUGGCAGCUCCCUUGGCAGCGGGCGCCAAGGAUUUAGAGGGGAGGAUCGAGGCUUCUCCGCCGGCUCCACUCCACCUCUCUAAACCGGCGGCGCUGCCCAGCGUCCCUGAGGCCGAGGUGAUCGAUCUCUGGGAGUUGAUGAAGGACCUCACGGACGAGACCGAGAAUGUCGAGGAGGACAGCUCCGCUGGCUCCCGGCACAAGAGCAUGGUAAGCAAGCGCAGGGCGAUGAGGAGCAGGGCGCUCAGCCGGUCAAUCUCUUCGGUGGACUCGAUGCGCGAGCUGGACGUGAAGAUCAGGAGCGUGGCACUGGCGCUGCCGAAUUUCGAGAAGAAGCUGCGGGCUUUGGACGCGCUCAACUCGAUCAGCCGCGGGGUGGCCGACGAGGAGGAACAGGUCUUUUUCCGCUACAGGAAGAGCCGCGAGGAUUUCCAGAGCAAUUCGGUCAAGUCGAGCCCGGCCAGGGGGAUCAUCCACAGCCCGAAAUCUAUGAAGGGCUUGUUCUACGGGGCUACAUUGGAGGAGCUGAGAGCACAGAGCACUUCAAUCGCCACAGUGGCAUCAACCAGUUCGUCUUCCUCGUCUUCUUCGAGCUCAUACGACGCCUCGUCCUCGUGUGGCGACUGGGAGGAAUCGUCGUCCCUGUUCGACCCGGAGGUGCUCAAGACGUUCCAGCAGCCGGAGGAGGGGCAAGGCGAGCAGCAGCAGCAGCAGCAGCAGCAGCAGCGCUCGAUCCAAAAGGUGGCGCCGCCGGUGGUCUCAAAGAAGAUGAUGUCGAGCAAAGUCUUGGCGAUCGACCAGGUGGAGGAGAAGACGCUGCUCGACGGCCUGGCUGCCGUGUGCCCGCCUCGCGGGGAGAGGAGAGCCGUGUUGUACGUGACGAGCCUGCGGGGCAUCAGGAAAACGUUCGAGGACUGCGGCAAGGUGCGCAUGAUCCUCCAGGGGUUCGGGGUGGCCAUCGACGAGCGGGACGUGUCCAUGCACGCGGAGUUUCGGCAGGAGCUCAAGGAGCUGCUCGUGGAGGUGGCGGAGCGCAAGAACGCCGCCGCCAAGGGCUCCCCGGCGCCGCCAAUGCCGGUUCCCAGGCUGUUUAUCGGGGGCCGAUACGUUGGAGGCGUGGAGGAGGUGAGCCAGAUGAACGAGGACGGGCUGAUUGGGCGGCUGGUGGAGGGGCUCCCGCGGCAGAGCUCGGUGGCGACGUGCGAGGGGUGCGGCGGCGUGAGGUUCGUGCCGUGCCUCGAGUGUAGCGGCAGCUGCAAGGUGGUGGUGUUUGGCGGCGGCGUCGGCGACUUCUCGGGCUCGGGCGUGGUGGUCCGCUGCUCGUACUGCAACGAGAACGGGCUCAUCCGCUGCCCGGUGUGCUUGUAGUAAGCCCCCGGAGAGCGAGUGACGCGGUCACUUACGCGCUACACCACCACGCGGACAACGCACGACCGCUUCCAGGGUGAUAUAAUAUGGAUCCAGGAAGAGAUACACAGCUUGGUUGAUCAUCGGCGAUCACGCUAAAACUCUCCUGGAGUCCACGAGAGGCUGGAUGGAUGAUCUUGAGCUUGGGGGGCGACGCGCAUUUACUCGGUCGUUGGAGAAGGCCAGAGGAAAAGCUUGUGAUGUUCGCGAGGCUUCACCAACUUGGAUUUGGAGGCCGCCAGCCAACAAGUCACAGGGGUUCUUACACGGAAGUUUGGUUUGGAUGGGUCAGAGAAGAACAGAAGAAAGAGAAGCUGGAGAGAAGUCAAUGGGCUCUUUGGACGCACACACGGAGAAAAGCUUGCAAGGGGAGAAAUCGGCAAAAAACCAAGUCCAUCCAGUUGGUGUGUGGGAGAGAGAUAUUGGAGGACUUCUAGGGUGUGGAGAGAAUGGAAGAUUUGGAAGCGUCAAUGGGGACCCCUGUUUGGACACUGAUCAAAGAAUGCAAGGUUUCAAAUAAUUGUUGAUUUUAACCUGUGA